AUGACUAACCCACAAGACAAUCCUGAAACUCCUCCACCACCCACUCCCUCAAAUUCAUCCUCACCUCUUCCACCCAGUGCAUCUCCAAAACCUAGACUUCGAACGGUGAAAAUGCUUGCUCGAAAGACUGUAGCGUCUGGGGCUCUGAGGAUGACAUUAAAUGAGAAAUUGAAAGCAAGCCAAGCUCAAAAAUCUGCCUCCAGCUCUGAUUCUGAAUCAUAUCAAUCCGCUACAAAGGGGGAAGGACAUGGGUCUUCUAAUUCUGAAAUGACUCAAGAAUCCCCUUCUAAGGGAAAGGUUGCUGAAUCUUCAGAGGCUGCUGAGGAAGAGGAGAUGGAACUGGUCCAUCAAGAAAGGGGUACAUUAGUGGAGGUUUUGACCCCCAAGCCCAAAAAGGCCAAGACUUCCUCCAAGAAGCCUUCCUCUAUGUCUGAGGCUGUUGAACCUACACUAGCCAAGAGGACAAGAUCUGUAGUGAAAAACAAAUAA
This is a messenger RNA of Nicotiana attenuata, 489 nucleotides long. Its product is annotated as ena/VASP-like protein. The transcript has 2 exons. Bases 1 to 489 code for a protein of 162 amino acids. Lineage: Eukaryota; Viridiplantae; Streptophyta; Magnoliopsida; Solanales; Solanaceae. The record is from RefSeq and is a predicted model, not a curated record.